AGCACUGUGUAGACCUACUGAGUUUACUGCUUAACUUUUGAAGUAAACUAAAACUUAGUAAAAGAUGGUGCUGUACCACAAAGAGUUUGAACAGGCAGGCAAGGCACCUGGUCUUCAGAUCUGGAGAAUUGAGAAAAUGGAACUUGCUCCAGUACCAGAUAGUUUACAGGGCAAUUUCUUUGUAGGUGAUGCCUACCUUGUCCUGUAUACCAUCAAGCAGAAGGAGGCUUGUUUUUACAAUCUGCACUUCUGGCUGGGCAAAGAAUGCAGCCAGGAUGAAAGCACCGCGGCAGCUAUCUUCACUGUGCAGAUGGAUGACUAUUUGGGGGGGAAACCCGUGCAAUACAGAGAACUGCAGGGAUAUGAGUCUACUGCAUUUACUGGCUAUUUCAAAGGAGGAAUUAAAUAUAAGGCUGGAGGUGUUGCAUCUGGAUUUCAGCAUGUUGUUACCAAUGACUUGUCGGCUGAAAGACUUCUUCACAUCAAAGGAAGGCGAGUGGUCAGAGCAACUGAAGUCCCCCUCUGCUGGUCCAGUUUCAACAAAGGGGACUGCUUUAUCGUUGAUCUCGGAGCAGUUGUUUAUCAGUGGUGUGGCUCAAUGUGCAACAAGUUUGAACGCCUGAAGGCCGCUCAGGUGGCAGCUGGUAUUCGAGACAAUGAGAGAAACGGAAGAGCUCAGCUGAUUGUUGUGGAAGAAGGAAGUGAACCUGAAGAAAUGAACAAGGUUUUGGGUCAAAAACCGAUGCUCCCAGAAGGGGAUGACAAUGAUGAUGAGGUGGCAGAUGUCUCCAACAGGAAACUGGCAAAACUGUACAUGGUUUCUGAUGAAAGUGGAACAAUGCAGGUGACACUAGUAUCAGAAGAAAACCCCUUUAACCAAAGCCUGCUUCUUUCUGAAGAAUGUUUUAUCCUGGACAAUGGAACAAACAGGAGGAUAUUUGUAUGGAAAGGUAAAAAUGCUAACCCUGAAGAGAGAAAGACAGCAAUGAAAACAGCUGAAGGAUUUCUUAAACAGAUGGGAUACCCCCAGAAUACCCAGGUCCAAGUUCUUCCGGAAGGUGGUGAGACUCCAAUCUUCAAACAGUUUUUCAAGGACUGGAAAGAGAAGAAUCAGAGUGAAGGCUUUGGGAAGGUGUUUGUCACAGAAAGGAUUGCAAAUAUUGAACAGGUGCAAUUUGAUGCCUCCAAGCUCCACCAAUCCCGUCACAUGGCAGCACAAUACAAUAUGGUAGACGACGGCACAGGAAAAACAGAGAUAUGGCGUGUUGAAAGCAAUGGUAGGACCCCUGUUGACCCAAAUACAUAUGGCCAGUUCUAUGGAGGGGAUUGCUACAUCAUCCUGUAUACUUAUAAAAAUGGCCAGAUCAUCUACACCUGGCAAGGUUCCAGUGCAACUAGAGAUGAACUCACUGCGUCAGCAUUCAUGACAGUUCAGCUUGAUCGGUCUCUUGGUGGCCAUGCAGUUCAGGUCAGAGUGUCACAAGGCAAGGAGCCACCACACUUGCUAAGUUUGUUCCAAGAAAAACCUCUCAUUGUUUACAAAAAUGGAACCUCAAGAAAAGGGGGACAGGCCCCUUCACCCCCCACGCGCCUUUUUCAAGUGCGAAGAAACCUAGAAACCAUCACUCGAAUUUCAGAGGUUGAUUUGGAUGCAAAGUCUCUGAACUCAAAUGAUGCCUAUGUUCUAAAACUAAAAAACAUUGGAUAUAUCUGGGUAGGCAAGGGGGCAAGUGGAGAGGAGGAGAAAGGAGCAAACUACUUGACUGAAGUACUGCACUUCAAAGCAAACAGGAUUGUGGAAGGAGAAGAACCAGCUGAGUUUUGGGAUGCCCUGGGUGGAAAGAAAGAUUACCAAACUUCAGUUCUGCUAGAAAGCAAAACUAUGGAGCAUCCCCCACGACUGUAUGCCUGCUCCAAUAAGACUGGCAGAUUUAUUAUUGAAGAGGUACCCGGAGAAUUCACACAGGAUGAUUUAGCUGAAGAUGAUGUUAUGUUGUUGGAUGUCUGGGAUCAGGUCUUCAUUUGGAUUGGCAAAGACGCAAAUGAAGUUGAGAAAACAGAAUCUAUAAAAUCAGCAAAGCGCUACAUACAGACCGAUCCAACCAAGAGAGACGAGGGAACCCCAGUCGUCAUUGUGAAACAAGCACAUGAACCACCUACCUUUACUGGCUGGUUCCUGGCUUGGGACACUUCCAAAUGGGAUACCGACCCCAUUGCUAGAGCCAUGACUUCUCUAAGAGUGGCCUAGAAUACUGUUAGGUGGUACUGCUGUAGGCUGCGGAAAUAAACAUGCUGUGUGUACGCUUUUUAGAAUUGAAUGUCUUCUUUAGGUAAAGAUAAAAAUGCAAUAAAUAUAAAUCAUUAAAUAUUAUGUGAACUGUGCAGAGGUAAGAAAAAAUAUACAUAUGAAUUACAGGGUUGUAACUAUGUGAGCAGGUCUCUGUACAGGAUUUAAUGCAGGCUCUAUUUUUUAUUUUUUUAUUUUAUUUAGUUUAUCUUAAAAGCAAUAAGAAAUACUAGAUACUGAUCUUUAAUAUAAAACAAAAUACAAUAUGUGUGUGCAUAAAACAAAAUCAUGUAACAAGCGUUAUAUAAUGCUUCCUUUGCCAACAAGCAAGUAGAUUUUAUUUAUUUAUUUUGUUUUCACUCUGCUUUUAACUGCUGAUUUUGAAGGUAAUGUGACAAAAAGCACAUCUGACAAUAAAAGUAAAUGCAUUACUUAA
Polyodon spathula (Mississippi paddlefish) is the source of this 2723-nucleotide messenger RNA. Its product is annotated as adseverin-like. Gene Ontology annotation, biological process: actin polymerization or depolymerization; actin filament severing; barbed-end actin filament capping. Bases 65 to 2248 code for a protein of 727 amino acids. Gene Ontology annotation, cellular component: actin cytoskeleton; cytoplasm. NCBI's taxonomy places the organism in Eukaryota, Metazoa, Chordata, Actinopteri, Acipenseriformes, Polyodontidae. Gene Ontology annotation, molecular function: actin filament binding; phosphatidylinositol-4,5-bisphosphate binding. The transcript has 16 exons. The record is from RefSeq and is a predicted model, not a curated record.